This is a messenger RNA of Lolium perenne, 1081 nucleotides long. RefSeq lists its product as uncharacterized. The record is from RefSeq and is a predicted model, not a curated record. Gene Ontology annotation, molecular function: nucleic acid binding; zinc ion binding. Lineage: Eukaryota; Viridiplantae; Streptophyta; Magnoliopsida; Poales; Poaceae.
CUUCACUGACUGGUUCCGUCAUGUGAGGAUUUUCCUCGCUGGUGGAAACCUGCAAUAUGUGCUCGAUGCACCGCUAGGUGCCCCACCUGCAGAAACUGAAUCCGAUGAGGUAAAGAAUGUUUACCAGACUCGGAAAAUUCGGUACUCUCAAGUUCAGUGUGCCAUCCUGUGCAGUCUGGAAGCCGAUCUUCAAAAACGUUUUGAGCACCACGAUCCGUAUGAGCUGGUCAAUGAGCUGAAAGCUAUUUUUGAAACUCAUGCGGUCGUGGAAUGCUAUGAAGCAUCGAAACAGUUCUUCAGUUGCAUGAUGGAAGAGGGCAGCUCCGUUAGUGAGCACAUGCUCGCUAUGUCCGGGCAUGCGAAGAAACUCAGUGACUUGGGGAUAGUGAUUCCUAACAAGCUGGGGAUUAAUCGUGUCCUCCAAUCACUGCCACCUAGUUACAAGAACUUCGUGAUGAACUACAACAUGCAGAACAUGAACAAGGAGUUACCUGAACUCUUCUCCAUGCUGAAAUCUGCUGAGGUUGAGAUAAAGAAAGAGAACCAAGUGUUGAUGGUCAACAAGACCACCAGUUUCAAGAAGCAGGGCAAGCCUAACAACAAGGACAACUUCAAGAAGGGCGGCAAGAAAGUUGUUGCGCCUCCGGAGAAGCCUAAGGCUGGCCCUAAGCCUGAUACUGUGUGCUAUUACUGCAAGGAGAAGGGGCACUGGAAGCGUAAUUGCUCCAAAUACUUGGCUGAUCUGAAGAGCGGCCUCAUCAAAAAGAAAGGAACUGCGGAAUAGACGAAGCCUGGCGAGGGACGAGGUGACGAUGCGCGUUGGAAAUGGAUCCAAGGUCGAUGUGAUCGUCGUCGGCACGCUCCCUCUACAUCUACCUUCGGGAUUAGUUUUAAACCUCAAUAAUUGUUAUUUGGUACCUGCGUUGAGCAUGAACAUUAUAUCUGGAUCUUGUUUAAUGCAAGACGGUUAUUCGUUUAAGUCAGAGAAUAAUGGUUGUUCGAUUUAUAUGAGUAAUGUCUUUUAUGGCCAUGCACCUGAGAUGAAUGGUUUAUUCUUGUUGAAUCUCGAUAGUAGUGAUAC